This is a messenger RNA of Etheostoma spectabile (orangethroat darter), 1879 nucleotides long. It is a transcript of the gene arrb2b, whose product is annotated as arrestin, beta 2b. The transcript is spliced from 14 exons. Gene Ontology annotation, molecular function: angiotensin receptor binding. Gene Ontology annotation, cellular component: cytoplasm. NCBI's taxonomy places the organism in Eukaryota, Metazoa, Chordata, Actinopteri, Perciformes, Percidae. The coding region runs from base 213 to 1445 and encodes 410 amino acids. Gene Ontology annotation, biological process: positive regulation of ERK1 and ERK2 cascade; signal transduction; G protein-coupled receptor internalization. The record is from RefSeq and is a predicted model, not a curated record.
UAUUAAAGUGCCUUGAGUGAUUGUCGUGCCCAUCAUAUUAUGUAGGCGUGGUUUUGUCCCUAAACUGCGGAAACAGGCUGACUUCUACCAAAAAGCUGGCAGCAGCAACAACAGCAGCAGCAGCAGCAGCAGCAGCAGCACACAGCCUGGACCAGCACUGACAACACAGCAGCGAACAUUAGACAUACUAGUGUCCACGCAGCAUUGAGGAGAUGGGGGACAAAACGGGGACCAGAGUCUUUAAGAAGUCCAGCCCCAACUGCAAGGUCACAGUUUAUCUAGGAAAGCGAGACUUUGUUGAUCACUUAGACCACGUGGAUCCAGUCGACGGCGUGCUCCUUGUAGAACCAGAGUAUCUGAAAGAUCGAAAAGUGUUUGCGACUCUGACCUGUGCGUUUCGUUACGGCCGGGAGGACCUGGAUGUCCUGGGCCUUUCCUUCCGGAAGGAUCUGUACAUCAGCACGGUCCAGGUCUUCCCUCCUGCGCAGGAGAAAAAGACGCCUCUGAGCCGGCUGCAGGAGAGGCUGCUAAAGAAGCUGGGUCAGCAUGCCUACCCCUUCCACUUCACUAUCCCCCCCAACCUGCCUUGCUCAGUAACCCUCCAGCCGGGCGCAGAGGACACCGGGAAGGCGUGUGGUGUGGACUAUGAGCUUCGAGCAUUCUGUGCUAAGACUGUGGAGGAGAAGAUCCACCAAAGGAACUCUGUGCAACUGGUGAUCCGGAAGGUUCAGUACGCCCCCGAGAAGCCAGGUCCACAGCCGAUGGUGGAGACCAGUCGCAGCUUCCUCAUGUCCGAUAGGUCUCUACACCUAGAGGUCUCGCUGGAUAAGGAGCUGUACUACCAUGGCGAACCCAUCAGUGUCAACGUCCACGUCACCAACAACUCCACCAAGAGUGUGAAGAGGGUGAAGAUAUCGGUCCGUCAGUAUGCUGACAUCUGUCUGUUCUCCACGGCUCAGUACAAGUGUCCAGUUGCCCAGGUUGAAGCAGAUGAUCAGGUUUCUCCCAGCUCCACCUCCUGCCAGGUUUACACUCUGACCCCCAUGCUGGGUACCAACAGGGAAAAGAGAGGACUGGCCCUGGAUGGGAAGCUAAAGCAUGAAGACACCAACCUGGCCUCCAGCACCAUAGUAAAAGAAGGGACCAACAAGGAGACGAUGGGGAUCCUGGUUUCCUACAGAGUCAAAGUCAAACUGGUGGUGUCUCGUGGAGGGGAUGUAGCAGUGGAACUUCCUUUUGUCCUGAUGCAUCCUAAACCUUUAGACCAGCCCAGCUCCCAGCCACAGACAGUUGCUCCAGAGGCUGACGCUACCGUGGAUACAAACCUCAUAGAGUUUGAGAUGAAUACUUCCUCUCCUGGUGAUGACUUUGUGUUUGAAGACUUUGCUCGCCUGGGGCUAACGGGGAUAACGUUUGACAAGGAUGAGGGCGACCCCUUCUGCUAGCUCCUCCCCCUUCUCAUUCGCCUGCAGGGUCCGCUGUCUGAGCGGGAGGUUACAGGACACCUCAACCCCAGGAACCUAGAGAGAAGAACUUCUAAAGACAGCCUCUUGAGUCUUUCCACAUGCUUUAAUUGUACCAUUUAUUCUGUAUGGGCUGCUAGAUGUGUCUCUUGUUAAAAGAGCAGUCAAGAAACCAACAUUGUGCAGGGUUUUCCCCAGGAAAGUUGUUUUAGCCUGGUGGCAAGAGUAUUUCUUUUUUUAUGAGGGCCCGGUUGGGGGCCAGCAACAGACUGAUGGCAGCAUUAACGUAGCCCAAUAGUUUCUGUGUUAACAGAAUCAUAGACAGAACUGGGAAAUUGAUAAUUAAAAAAAACAACUAAAAGACAGAUUCCAUAGGGCCCUGCAUUAAGUUAGAGCUAAAAGCUAACUGGAGAUUU